AGUUGGAAUCUUGUUCAGUCUGGAGUUAAAUUUUGAACUAAACGGAAGCAAAAAAUAAGUAAAAAUAAAAGUGAAAACAAGUUUAAAUAAAAAAAAUAAAUAUCUUCCCUUAACAUAGUACACAUACACACACACCCCUUAAAUCAUUCAUACAUACAUAUAUGUGAAAAUAAAAUAUAUAUAUACCAGAAUAUAGUAUAUAGAAGGAAAAAAUUCAAAAAGUGCUUUAAAUAAUAUUAAAUGUUUCAAAAUCUUAUUGCACCUUCUUCAAAGUGAAUUAUUUUUUUAAUUUAAAAUAAGUUUUUUAAAGUUUUUAACACAUUUUUUAAUAAGAAAAUUAAUAAACCAAAAAUAAAAAAAGAAAAUUUUGCAAAAAGAAAAAAUAUGACUAAGCAGUGACGACAUACGCUUACACAAUUUCUCUAUACUAUAGACAGUAGAAAAAAAUUCUAAAACUAAUAUUUUCAUAAGAAAUUAAAUAAAUUUUAUAAAAAUGGUUACGGAAAAUGGCACACAGGGCGAUGGUAAUACAUCGUUUCUGCGAGCAGCCAGAGCUGGAAAUCUAGAUAAAGUAUUGGAACACUUGAAAAAUAACAUUGACAUAAAUACCAGCAAUGCUAAUGGAUUAAAUGCCCUGCAUUUAGCUUCCAAAGAUGGACACAUUCAUGUUGUGUCGGAGCUGCUGCGACGAGGUGCAAUUGUUGAUAGUGCUACUAAGAAAGGUAACACAGCGUUGCAUAUUGCCUCAUUGGCUGGUCAGGAGGAAGUUGUUAAAAUGCUUUUACAACAUGGAGCUUCCGUAAAUGUACAAUCUCAGAAUGGUUUCACACCAUUGUAUAUGGCAGCUCAGGAAAAUCACGAUUCUGUGGUCAAGUUGUUAUUGUCCAAUGGAGCCAAUCAAAGUUUGGCCACAGAGGAUGGCUUUACACCACUGGCAGUUGCUAUGCAACAGGGUCACGAUAAGGUUGUGGCAGUUUUACUCGAAAGCGAUACACGCGGUAAGGUGAGGUUGCCGGCCCUGCAUAUUGCUGCUAAAAAGGAUGACGUUAAGGCAGCUACACUGCUUUUGGACAACGAUCACAAUCCAGAUGUCACUUCAAAAUCUGGCUUUACACCUUUGCACAUCGCCUCGCACUAUGGCAACCAAGCUAUAGCUAAUUUAUUAAUACAAAAGGGUGCCGAUGUAAACUUCUCGGCUAAGCACAAUAUCAGUCCUCUUCACGUGGCUGCUAAAUGGGGCAAAACCAAUAUGGUUUCCUUGCUAUUGGAAAAAGGAGCAAACAUCGAAGCUAAAACCCGUGAUGGACUUACACCUUUACACUGCGCAGCACGUUCGGGUCACGAACAGGUUGUAGACAUGUUAUUGGAACGAGGUGCACCAAUUAGUGCUAAGACUAAGAAUGGCUUAGCUCCUCUACAUAUGGCGGCCCAGGGUGAACAUGUAGAUGCUGCCCGCAUUUUACUCUAUCACCGUGCUCCAGUUGAUGAAGUCACCGUCGAUUAUUUGACCGCACUCCAUGUGGCUGCACAUUGUGGUCAUGUGCGUGUCGCUAAGCUCCUAUUGGAUCGCAAUGCGGAUGCCAAUGCCAGAGCCUUAAAUGGAUUUACCCCUCUGCAUAUUGCUUGUAAAAAGAAUCGUAUUAAGGUUGUUGAAUUAUUGUUGCGCCAUGGCGCCAGUAUUAGUGCAACCACUGAGAGUGGUUUGACACCACUACAUGUGGCUGCUUUUAUGGGUUGCAUGAAUAUUGUUAUCUAUUUGCUGCAACAUGAUGCUAGUCCCGAUGUACCCACUGUACGUGGUGAAACACCAUUGCAUUUAGCCGCAAGAGCCAAUCAGACUGAUAUAAUUCGCAUUUUGUUGCGCAAUGGUGCCCAGGUAGAUGCUCGUGCUCGAGAGCAACAAACUCCAUUGCAUAUUGCUUCACGUUUGGGUAACGUGGACAUUGUUAUGUUGCUCUUGCAGCACGGUGCUCAAGUUGAUGCCACCACUAAGGACAUGUACACAGCUUUACACAUCGCUGCCAAGGAGGGUCAAGAUGAGGUGGCUGCUGUUCUAAUCGAAAAUGGUGCCGCCUUAGAUGCUGCUACCAAAAAAGGUUUUACUCCCCUACAUUUAACUGCUAAAUAUGGACACAUCAAAGUGGCUCAACUACUGCUGCAAAAGGAAGCUGACGUCGAUGCUCAAGGCAAAAACGGUGUCACUCCCUUGCAUGUAGCUUGCCAUUAUGACAACCAGAAUGUUGCUCUUCUACUGCUGGAGAAGGGCGCCAGUCCACAUGCUACAGCAAAGAAUGGUCACACACCACUUCACAUUGCGGCUCGCAAAAAUCAAAUGGACAUUGCUACAACUCUCUUAGAGUAUGGAGCACAAGCAAAUGCUGAGAGCAAGGCUGGUUUUACUCCUCUGCACUUAAGCUGCCAAGAGGGUCAUAGUGAAAUUUCAAACUUAUUAAUAGAACACAAGGCAGGUGUAAAUCAUCCGGCCAAGAAUGGCUUGACACCAAUGCAUCUGUGUGCCCAGGAGGAUAAUGUUAAUGUUGCUGAAAUAUUGCAACGCAAUGGAGCCAAUAUUGAUAUGGCCACGAAGGCUGGCUAUACACCUCUUCAUGUGGCCGCUCAUUUUGGUCAAGCAAAUAUGGUGCGUUUCUUGUUGCAGCAUGGCGCCAAUGUUGAUGCUGCUACAUCGAUUGGCUAUACACCGCUACAUCAAAGUGCCCAGCAGGGUCAUUGUCACAUUGUAAAACUCUUGCUUGAACACAAUGCAAAUGCCAAUGCUCAGACUACAAGUGGCCAGACACCGUUGGAUAUUGCUCGUAAAUUGGGCUAUAUCAGUGUAUUGGAUUCACUCAAAUCGAUAACUGACGAACCAGAAGGUUCCACUCAACUGCAUUCGGAUGAAAAAUAUCGUGUCGUUGCCCCAGAGGCCAUGCACGAAUCUUUUAUGUCGGAUUCGGAAGAAGAAGGAGGCGAAGAUAAUAUGCUUUCCGAUCAACCUUAUCGAUAUCUGACAGUUGAUGAAAUGAAAUCCUUAGGAGAUGAUUCUCUGCCGAUCGAUGUGACACGCGAUGAACGUGUCGAUUCUAAUCGUAUGGCACAAAGUGCUGAAUAUGGUGCCGGCUUACAGCAACAACAACCGAUUGUCGAAGAAGCUAUUAGUCCACAUAAGGUUCAGACCUAUAAUGCCGCAUCUGGUAAAUCCAUGGUCGAUGGUAUUUAUAUGGCCAAUGGUCUUAGCGAAGAUGAUCACCAACAUGUUGGCCGCAAACUGCAGUGGAAGAGUUUCUUGGUUUCUUUCCUGGUAGAUGCUCGCGGAGGAGCUAUGCGCGGUUGCCGCCACAGUGGAGUUCGCAUGAUUAUACCAUCACGUUCUACUUGCCAGCCCACUCGUGUCACUUGCCGCUAUGUCAAACCUCAGCGCACCAUGCAUCCUCCUCAAUUAAUGGAGGGUGAAGCAUUGGCUAGCCGUGUUUUAGAACUUGGUCCAGUCUCCACUAAGUUUAUCGGUCCUGUCAUCAUGGAAGUACCCCAUUUUGCUUCAUUACGUGGUAAAGAACGCGAAAUUAUAAUACUGCGUUCCGAUAAUGGUGAAACUUGGCGGGAGCAUACUAUUGAUAAUUCCGAAGAGAUAAUACAUGAUGUUCUGCAACAAUGUUUUGAGCCUGAAGAAAUCGCUCAAUUGGAAGAGCAAGCUGGAAAUCAUGUCUGUCGUUUUGUUACAUAUGAUUUUCCACAAUAUUUCGCUGUGGUAACUCGUAUACGUCAGGAGGUACAUGCAAUUGGCCCCGAGGGUGGCAUGGUAUCCAGUACAGUAGUGCCACAAGUUCAGGCCGUAUUUCCACAAGGUGCUCUAACCAAGAAGAUAAAAGUUGGCUUACAGGUAAAUCUAUUUAAACCACGCAAAGGUGUUGCGCCAGAAAAACUACGUAAAAUAAGUGUUAAUCAUGUACCAAAGAAGAAGCGCUUCUCGCUAAUUUGGUAAACGAUUUUAAGGCAAUUAAUAUAUAUCAUCUAAACACACACUAUAAAGCCUCUUUAGUUGAGGUGAAACAUUACAUAAGAUUUUAUCAAAAAUACCAAUCUAUAUGGUUUCUUUGAACUUGACUUUAUUAUUUUACCAAUAAAUACAGAUACGAUGCUAUAUCACGUAUAAUUUUCAUAUGAUACUACUUACAACUUUUAAUGCACUCUAUUGCUUAAUCUUCCUCUUCCUUAAUCUUCCAUUAAUAAGUAUUUGAACAUUUGCAAAAAUAAUUACAUAACAAUUUGGAUUUUCAAUAAAAACUAACAAAUUAUGUUUCCUUUAUAUAUUUUGCUAUUUAAAAAAUUUUAUUUAAUUAUUCAUAAAUAUUGUUAUUAAUAAUCUAAAAAGAAAUGCAGAUUUUGGAGACGUGUUAGCAAUUUUUAACUGGCUUAAACAAUUUAAAUUACAACAAAUAUUUUUACAAAAUUUUAGAGAUUAAGGGACUUAUUCAUAAACUUUUAUCAAAGGUUUAUAAAUCAAAUUUUCAUACAAAAUUUGUACUAUAAACCUUUGAUAAAUGUUUAUGAAGGCAGUAAAAUCCAUUUCUUAAUUAAGAAGCGAUUUAAACAUAUUUUUACUGUAGUUUCAAAAUUCUAAAUUUUUUCUAAAUUUGAAUUAAUAGGUUUGGAAACUAAAUUUACCUUUUAAUAUUUGCUUAUAGAACUGCGAUCAUUAUUAUUGAUUGUAUGAUUUAAAUAUAAAAUAUUUCAAUUAUAUAUAAACUUUUUUUAGAUUUUAAAAUUUAGGCAAAGUACCUGAAUAAAAAAACUAGUUGCUCAAUAUUUCAUAAGAUAUUUAAAAUUAAAUAAAAUUGCUUUCAAAUGCAAAAUUUAUUGUAAAUACAAUUUAUAAGGAUUAAGCCAGUUAAAUAUCAACCUCGAUUCCGUUACAUAUACAUACAUUAGACCGAUUCGUUGCUAAAUUUAGAAAACCUUAUAAAGUUUCAUAAAUAAAUAGACAUAAAUAAUAAUGAAACCAUCUAUUUUAAAAAGUUUUGAAAUAAUAACACGUUAUAGUAUUGAAAAAUUUAGAUUCAGGUCCAUUUAGGUAAAUUUAUUCUCUGUUCAAUUCUAUGGAAUGUUUAAAUAUUUCUAAAUAAUUAAUUGAAUUAUAAAAAUUUUCAAUUAUUCCUAUGGAACGUAGAACUCCUUCUGAAAUAUUAAUUUUUUCAAACAUUCAAUUUGAAAUAAAUUAAAUACAUUUUAUAUUUUUCCAAAUUCAAUUCAUAAGGUCUUCUUUCAUUCAAUUUGUAUCAGAAUUAAGAAAUAAUAAUGAAUAUUAAAAAAAAAAAAACAACUUUUUUUGUAAUAUUUACAAAAAUUUCGUGCAUAAUACGAAAUAUUAUUUAAUCAAAACCUUUUAUAAUUUUACAAAAGUAAUAUCUUUUGAAUUAAUCUUGAAAAAUAGUACAUUCAAAAAUUUCGAAAGUAAUUACAAAUGAAAGUGAAUUAAUUCUCAAAAGAAUUGACGAUGUCAGAAAAUAGUAGAAAUUUUUGUAAGAAACCAUUUUUUUAAGAUUUUAAUAAAUAUAAAUCAUAAGAUAAUGACGGUCUAAUUUAUGUAUAAACUUAAAAUUGAAUAUUUCUCCUUUAGAAGUUUGUUUUAAAGUUAUAGUUUGCUUUUUCAAAUCCGAACAGAAAAUCAUUAUUUUUUCUAUUAUUAACAGAAACAAAAGUUUUACAAAGUUGCCAUAUUUUUUUCUUUUAAAAUAAAAAAUACAAAUUAAGCACAAAAUAUGCACAGAAAUUUGCUUAAAUUACUUACAUAUAAACAUUCUUUAAUAUCAAAGAUAUAAAAUACAAUAAAAAAAAUUUUGAAUUUAUUAAAAAUUAAAUAUAAAUUUAAAUGAUAAAUAACAAAAUAUGUAGAUGAUCUGGGAUCAUUGAUGCAAACAAAACAAUAUUCUUAUAAACGAGUAAAACAUUUUGCAAGAUGUUUAAAUUAUUUGAUUAUACUAAUACUAAAUAAGAGUUUAUUAUUACAAUAUAAUGGUAGAACUUUUUCAUUAAAAAGAUCAAAUAUUUUUAAAAGUAGAAGAAAAAACAGUAGAAUCUUGAUUUCAAAAUGCUUAAUUAUUUAAAAAGACAUAUCCAUAACAAUUUAAAAGACCUUUAAGCGAAAGGUGGCAGAUCAGUGGUUUCUUUAUUAUGCGUUUAUUUAUUAUUUAUUUCAUUUUAAUAUUUACCCCUAUAAUUUAAAUAUUCAGAAAGAAAUUAUAUUAGUUCGACAAUUAGCUACUGAAUCAAUGAUCACUUUUGUCAUUUUCGAUUGUAGUUUUGUGGAAGCGUUUUUUAAUCGAAAUUUAUUCAAAGAAACGUUUUUAGAACCAGUUUUUUAAUCGAUGAUUAUACCCUACACCACCAUUUUAGGAAGGGUAUUAUCAGUUUGUGUUGAUCAGGGUUGUGGGUAAUAACUACAUUUUCAAUUACAAUUACAUUUGAAGUAAUUGAAGCUUUACCAAUUACAAUUACUUGUAAUUGUAAUUGAAGUUUUUCCAAUUAUAAUUAUUUGUAGUGUGCAAUUACAAGUAA
This is a messenger RNA of Lucilia sericata (common green bottle fly), 6552 nucleotides long. Its product is annotated as ankyrin-3. Lineage: Eukaryota; Metazoa; Arthropoda; Insecta; Diptera; Calliphoridae. The coding region runs from base 494 to 3979 and encodes 1161 amino acids. Gene Ontology annotation, molecular function: protein binding. The record is from RefSeq and is a predicted model, not a curated record. The transcript is spliced from 10 exons.